AAACAAAGAGAGUGUACAGAAACGGAGCUGUGACGAGGAGGAGCGUCUGUUCUGCGGUGUGUGGGUCACCGACGUAAUGGUGAGUCUUUAUGUGGACAGACAGACAGACAGACAGACAGACAGAUGUUGUUCAGGUGGAGGGAGUAACGGAGCUGCUGGACUGCGUUAAAACAGCAGACACGUGAACUCUCGCGAUUCGGUUUCUGUUAGUCUGGUGGUUCUCAGUGAGGACCUGGUCUGAGCUGGUCUGGAUGCAGAAAGCAGCUGAGAUGUUGAUUCAUAAGAAGAAUGAAGGAUUCAGGUGAUGUCUGCCUUCACAGCUCUGGAUUACAUCAGGACCAGGAUUAUUGACCGAGUGUGCACUCAAACAGUCUGAGGAGGCAGUAGGAGCAGAGCGAGGCCCGGAGGAGGAAGAGGAGGAAGAGGAGGAGGGAGGGGGAGGAGGAGGAGAGGUUGCCAUGGAAACUCCCAGCGGUCCUGUGUACUGCAUCUGCAGGAGACCAGACAUCAACUGCUUCAUGAUAGGGUGCGACAGCUGUACCGAGUGGUUUCAUGGAAACUGCAUUGGAGUUUCAGAAAAAGCAGCCAAAGCCAUCAGAGUGUGGUUCUGUCCGUCCUGCAGAGACAGAGACCCGUCUCUGGAGGUCAAAUAUCGUCCAAAGAAGACCAAGGAGAAGGAGUCGGAGCCAGAGAGGGAGGACAGGAGCUCCACCCCCCAACCGAGGACUGACAGGAGGCGGGGCUCACAGAUUAAGCGUUCGGCCAGGAUGUGUGGCGAGUGCGACGCCUGCCUGAGGACGGAGGACUGCGCUCAGUGCGACUUCUGUAAAGACAUGAAGAAGUUCGGAGGUCCAAAUAAAAUCCGCCAGAAGUGUCGACUGAGGCAGUGUGAGGUCCGAGCCCGGAAGAUGCUUCGCGUCAAAGACGAGGAGAUCAGUAACAGCAGCAAUAGGGGGCGGAGCUUAACAAGGAAGGGGGCGGGGCAUCAGACAGAGGAGGAGGAGGAGGAGGAUGAAGAAGAGGAGGCGUUCAGUGAGAGCGAGCUGGAGCUUUAUGAGCAAUAUAAAGCUGCGGGAUACAGAGACCUGGUGUGGCGCAGCGAGGAUGAGGACGCUCAUUUGGACUCUCUGAGGAAGAAAGCCGUGAAGGUGAAGCACGUCAAGAGACGAGAGAAGAAGCCGGAGAAGAAGAAGUCCGUCUCCGCUCCUAAGGAGGAGGUGAAGCCUCGACGUCACAAAGCGAAGCAGCGUCACAGGGAGCGCGUGCGGCACAGCGAGCGAGGAGGAGAGGGCGGAGUUAAGGAGGUGGGCGGUACUCUGAGACAGUGUCUGGGACCAGGAUGUGUCCAGCCGGCGAGGGCCAACUCCAAAUACUGCUCCGAGGACUGUGGCAUGAAGCUUGCAGCCAAUCGUAUCUAUGAGAUCCUCCCUCAGAGGAUCCAGCAGUGGCAGCAGAGUCCGUGUGUUGCUGAGGAGAUGGGGCGGAGACAGCUGGAGCGAAUCAGAAAGGAGCAGCAGGCAGCGAGGCUCCGCCUAACGCUGAUGGAGAAACGUUUCCACGAACUUGAAGGCAUCAUAGCCAACGCCAAACAGCAGCAGGUCCAACACCACGAAGAGGUGACUGAAGGUGAAGGUGAUGACACAGACCUUCAGAUCUUCUGUGUUUCCUGCAGUCAUCCUGUUAACCCGAAGGUGGCGCUGAGACACAUGGAGAGAUGCUACGCUAAGUACGAGAGUCAGACAUCGUUUGGUUCCAUGUACCCGACUCGUAUCGAGGGGGCGACCCGGUUGUUCUGUGACGUGUACAACCCUCAGAGUAAGACGUACUGCAAGCGGCUGCAGGUUCUGUGUCCAGAACACUCCAGAGACCCGAAGGUCCCGGCAGACGAGGUGUGUGGUUGUCCUCUGGUUAAGGACGUGUUUGAGCCCACAGGAGAGUUUUGUCGAGUCUCAAAGAGGAAGUGUAACAAACACUACUGCUGGGAGAAACUUCGCCGCGCUGAGGUCGACCUGGAGAGAGUCCGAGUGUGGUACAAGCUGGACGAGCUGUUUGAACAGGAGAGGAAUCUGCGGAUGGCGAUGACCAAUCGAGCCGGUUUACUGGCUCUGAUGCUGCACCAGACCAUCCAACACGACCCAAUCACAACUGACCUGCGCUCUGCCAAGGACAGGUAGACGGGCAGGUGGACCAGCAGGGAGACAGGCAUAGAGACAGACAGGUACACCAGCAUAGAGACAGUCAGGGAGACAGAUGGAGAGACAGGCAGGUAGACAGACAGGUAGACCGGCAGCGAGACAGAGAUAGACAGACAGAGAGACUGACAGGUAGACCAGCAUGGAGACAGACAGAGAGACAGGCAGGGACACAGACAGGUACACCAGCAUAGCGACAGGCAAGGAAACAGGCACGGAGAAAAGACGUGUUUGUGAACAUCUGAGUGUGACAUCAGAGACACAAAGCAUUGUGGGAAGUCGACGCAGCUCACAGAAGCACAUGAAAUUCCCUCCUCGUGUGAUCUGCUGAGAGUAUGAGAAGAUCUUCCUCAUCCUGACAGCCAACAUGAGACGUGGAUGUGAUGAGAGGUGGAACACCACAGUUUUUAAUGUUUUAUACGAGUCAGUAGGGAGCGCCACUGUGGUGCGGCGAGAGGUUCCAGGUUCGAAUCCCGGUCUGGGCUCUUCUCUGUGGAGUUUGCAUGUUGUCCCUGAGCCUGUGUGGGUUUUCUCCGGCUUCCUCCCACUUUUUCCUACCUUUUUAUUGUGAAGCCAAAUUACUUCAGAUUUCCUUUGAUUAGUGAAUAUUGGACACUUUGAAUACCCAGUUGUCCUGCAGACGGACAGAAAAAUAAAAACACUACAUACAGCUGAAACUUUAAAAUGUUCUGUUUUUAUUGCACUUUUUAAUCCUGAUAUUCUUCUUCUUCUGUUAUCCAUUGUUUUGUAUUUCAGUGUUCUGCCAGUCGUUUUUAUACUCUGUUUGGAACCACUUUCUGCUUUUUCUUCGUGUUGUUGUUGUAUACAAACAUUAAAAAACUGCUGAUGUUUUCCUGGUAAAUUACGUUUUGUGGUGAUGGAACCUGAGAAUCGAGCUCCUCACUUUCUGUCCAUCUGAGACGUUGACUUCAGAUGAAAUUGACUGGAUUAAAGACAUAUUUUACG
Molecule: messenger RNA, 3158 nt
Organism: Scatophagus argus
Lineage: Eukaryota; Metazoa; Chordata; Actinopteri; Scatophagidae
Gene: cxxc1a
Product: CXXC finger protein 1a
Exons: 14
Coding region: 459-2174 (571 amino acids)
Biological process (GO): positive regulation of DNA-templated transcription
Cellular component (GO): Set1C/COMPASS complex
Molecular function (GO): DNA binding; zinc ion binding
Source: RefSeq, a predicted model, not a curated record